GAGCGUAGUGCUGAGGCUGAGUCCGUAGUGGAUGAUCUUCGGCGCUGUCGACGACUAGCGCGGACAGCCAAAUUCCACUAUCACCACCACCACAACCACAGCAGGAGCAGCACCUAUUACCGCCAUUUUCGCUGCAGUCACCGCAGCAGCCACCCCAGACACAAUACACACCUCAGACACCACACACACCGCCGACACCACAGCCACAGCCGUCGCGCACUAGUAUGGAUGUCAGCGGACUGGCCAAGACGCGGUCACUGCUGCGCGACAAAAUGUCUCUGUUCAAUCGCGCGAAGCAAAAGGCGCGCAACAAGCUGCGCGGGUUCCACGAGCCCCACGACGACUCAUCGGUCGAGUCCUCGCCCACAGCAACGACACCCGCUUCAAUUGCCGCUGCCGACCCGUGGUAGCCACAGCCACAACCACAGCUACGGCCGCCCCUGCCCCUGCCCCUGCCCCUGGCCCUGCCCCUGCCCUGCCCCUGGCCCUGCCCCUGGCCCUGCCCCUGGCCCUGCCCCUGCCCCUACCCCUGCCACCAAUGGUGCUGCUGCUGUGGCUCCUAGUCGCGGGGAUCCAGCAGAUACAAUGAGGGAGGAGGUGCGGCCAAAGACACCGGAUUUGCCGGCGAAUCUGCCCUUGGUGGGGCAGCCUACGGUCUCUGAUCUGGAUAAGCCGCUGCCGGCCCUGCCUGUGGUGCCGUUUUCGGAGGAUACGGAGGGGAGCCGCGAGUCCAUUCUUUCGCAGGACACGACCAAUGGUGGAAUAGUUGCCAGCGCUUCCUCUGCAUCGGCUGCUUUGUUGGCAAAGCCCCCGGCGGGAGUGCGUGAUCGCAAGGCACAAUUGCGCGCCAAACUCAAGACUGCCAGUAAACGGCUUGCGGAAUCCCAGAAACAGCAGCAGCAAGAUGGUCGUCCAGAAUCAUUCAAUGGUGUUGUUGGUGGGGAUAAGCGCGGGUCAUCGGAGAUCUCUGUCAAGAGGUCUUCCGUCAAGCGGCGUACUUCGGGGUUGCAGCAGGCGCUGGAUCUGCUUUCGUCAGAAGUUGUUCCGAAAAACUCACCGCCGAUCCGCGUGCUUGUUGUCGAGGACAAUUUGAUCAAUCGCACGGUCAUGGAGCGGUUCCUGCAGCUGAUGCAUGUGCAUUAUGAUGUGGCGUCUAACGGGGAGGAGGCUGUAGCAAUGUGGUCGUUGGCUGCUGCUGCCGUGUCGCCGCCGUCGGCUGGGCAAGGCGGGGGGCUGGGCCGCAGUGGGCCGUAUCAUAUUGUGUUUAUGGAUAUACAAAUGCCCAUUAUGGACGGGAUUGCGGCGACCAAGCUUAUUCGCGGUUUGGAGCGGGAGCGGCGGAUUGGAGUGUGGGCGGACCAUGGGUCUGUCGCGUGGAUGGCGGCGUCUGCUGCAGCAGCAGCUGCGACUGCAGAACCCGACGCCAUCGGUACUGGUCCCGGAGCUGGACCCAUGUCCGGACCUGCCAAGUUCUUGGGUUGGCGCUCCACAAAGGCGUCUGUGCGCUGGCAGCCCAAUGGACCCCGGGCGUCUGCCGAUGUCUCAGCGGUAAGGCAGAAUCUACCAUUGGUGAAGAGUCCGGUUAUUAUCGUUGCCCUGACGGCUUCCUCGUUGAAGAGCGAUCGGCAUCAGGCGCUGGCUGCCGGAUGUAAUGACUUUUUGACCAAGCCUGUGUCUCUGGAGUGGCUGAGUAAGAAGAUCAUGGAGUGGGGGUGUAUUCAGUCUUUGGUCGACCAUGAAGGAUGGCAGAGGUGGCGAUCGAUGCGCGAGAAAAAGGGCGUGGGUGUUGCUACUGAGUUGAGUUGAGUUGUUGAGUUGAGUUGAUUUGAUUUGAUUUGAUUCGGGUUGGGUUGUAAUUUAAUACAAGAAAAUAAGCAAUUUUCAUUUUCAUUUUUUUUACUUUUUGGUUGGGGAGGAGUAGAUGGGAAAAAGAAAGGCUAGCAGGCACGCA
This is a messenger RNA of Kickxella alabastrina, 1951 nucleotides long. RefSeq lists its product as uncharacterized. Gene Ontology annotation, biological process: phosphorelay signal transduction system. Bases 229 to 1806 code for a protein of 525 amino acids. The transcript has a single exon. NCBI's taxonomy places the organism in Eukaryota, Fungi, Kickxellomycota, Kickxellomycetes, Kickxellales, Kickxellaceae. The record is from RefSeq and is a predicted model, not a curated record.